AUGAAAGCAAUUUGGUAUUGGAAUGAUAGCAUAAAUCCUUUUGAUACUAAAAAGGAAUCAUGGACAGAAUAUAAGAAUUUACAAAAUGAAAUGAUAGAGCAUGCAUAUUAAUAAAAUAAGUCUUAAAUUAAUCUUGGAGAGUAUACUAUUUACUUUAAAGAUCUAAUUUAAUAUAAUAAUUAGAAUAACUAUAAACAAAGGCCAAUUAAGAGAGUUCUCAUUUUUAAAGCACAAAAUUCAGAUAGAGACGAUAGAUUUUCAUUCCAUACAAAUAAACCUUAGACAUUUGGAGUUUUAAGUUUUGAUUCCUAUGGGGAAUUCGUUACUGUCUUGAGAAAAGAAGAAUUUGAAUCAUUUGAAAAAUUAGAAUUCAAUUCUCAACUUAUAGAAAAAGCUGGAUAAGUAAUUUUGCAAUUAGGGAACAUUUUAUCAAUUGAGCGAAAUGAUAAAAAAUAUUAAGUUGAAGCAACAUAUUUAGCUAACUUAUUAUUUUAGAAACAAAAUUCAUCAAAGGAGUAAAUAGCUAAAACAACCAUAAAUAUUUACACUAAAGAAUCAUUUCUUUAUAAAGAAAUAAAUAGAGCACUUAGAGAAGCUGAUAAAAGUAGAGCAUGUGUUUCUAUUUUUGCAAAGUUGAUGAACUAUUCUCUUAAACAUUUUAUUGAUAAAAUAAAUUAUUAGCCUUAUUCAGGUUUAUUAUAUAGAGGAGUAAAUUUAACUGAUGAUCAAAAAAAAGAAUAUUUAUUGACUUUUAAAGGAAAGCAUCCUUUAUAAAUAAAACAUGGCAAUAUUUCAAGUUGUUAUUUUAUAUGGUAGGGUUAUACAUCAGCAUCUAAGGAUAGAGCUUUUGUAGAUAAAAAUGAUUAUAAUACAUUAUUUAUAAUCAACGUCUAAUAACCCAACCAUAAUUUAGUGGAAAUAGAAGACCUAUCAGAAUAUCCGGAUGAGAAAGAAGUAUUGAGUUUACCAGGUAUUCGGUAUAAAAUAGCAGAUAUUAAAAAAAAUAAAAAAAAUAAUAAAUUGAUAAUAUAUCUAGAUCAAAUGGAAUAAUAUCAACAUUUUUAUCCAAUUGAUCAAAAAUAAUUAUUAAACUAUUGA
This is a messenger RNA of Paramecium sonneborni, 1098 nucleotides long. Lineage: Eukaryota; Ciliophora; Oligohymenophorea; Peniculida; Parameciidae. The record is from the annotation of a GenBank genome assembly.